Molecule: messenger RNA, 3120 nt
Organism: Mitosporidium daphniae
Lineage: Eukaryota; Fungi; Microsporidia
Exons: 4
Coding region: 1-3120 (1039 amino acids)
Biological process (GO): protein export from nucleus; RNA export from nucleus
Cellular component (GO): cytoplasm; RNA nuclear export complex; nucleus
Molecular function (GO): RNA binding; nuclear export signal receptor activity
Source: RefSeq, a predicted model, not a curated record
AUGUCGCCUUAUCCCAAGGUUGGCAAUUUAUUCUUAUUUGUAGUUUCUCCAAUAAAUAAGGCUCUUGAUAUAAUCUUGGAUCCAAAGGCAACAAUUGUAGAUAGGAAACGCUCAGAGUCGUCGCUCAAAGAAUCUGACCAGGCUCUCUCCGUUAGCAUUCAAUUGAUAUCUUGCAAAAAUGACCUUCCGCUAAAUCUAAGGCUCUUUGGUUGCCAUGUAAUUGAGCACUUUCUCAAUACGCAAUGGAACAACUGGAAUUUUACGCAACAGCUCGCGCUACGAGACCAAAUUGUUACACUUCUUUUAUCACAAAUGAAGGGCGGCUUCGGAGAAGAACCAUAUCCUAUUAAGGAAAAAAUAUCGAAAAUUGCCGUUUCUGUGGCUGUCAGAAUGUGGCCACAAAAUUGGCCGGAGCUUUGGCCAAUGCUGGAGUCGUUGAUGAGUUCUGCUCAGGUUGUUUUUAUUUUUGUUGAUCCGCACAUGUCUGACUGCAGAAAAUUUGAUUUGAAGUCAGCCAUUGUCAACCAGUCUCGCGUUUUUUGGCCAUCAUUCGUAAAUUUCAUCAUCUCCAAAUACGGUCAAUUAAUGGAAUCCAAAGGGGAGUCUACUGGCGCGCUUUCUUCGGGCUCCUCUUCAUCAGCGCCCAAGGCUCUUUUCAUUACAGGCCUUAAGCUGUGCACGGCAUUUGCCGAAUUUAUCCCGCUGUCUUUAGUGGUCCAGACAUCUUUUACACAGUACUUGUCCAUGUGGCUAUCUAAUGAUGAAAAGAUAUUUAUGGGAGUUGUUGAGGUUCUUAAUGUGCUUGUGAAAAAAUCCCCUGGACAAGUUGAAGAACAGAUAUCAAUAUGGAGACCUAUCAUGGACCGAUUUGCAGACUUUCUCUCAUUUACCGCCUCUUUAUUGGGAGAUCCAUUUUCCGGAACUAACUAUGAGUUGGUGAAGUGUAUUUCAGAAUUCGUUUGCGAGUUUGGAACCCAUCAGCUUUGCGGGAAGAAAUCCAUUUUGGCCGAUGAAAGGACCUUUUUGGAGUAUUUGAAAAUCGUUUUAAUGCUACUGGGAAGUGAUAGCGAUUAUAUUUCAUCGAUGACGAUUUCUUUUUGGCUGAACGCGUUUAAACACGAGAAACUAUACAAAAACAAUACCUUUUUCUCUAACAUUGCACAGCUUAUAGAUGUUAUCACGAACAAAGUGCUUCAAUCUGCAGAAAUGCAUUCAUUUAAGAACUCAAACCAAAAGAGAUUUUAUGAGCUAGAUUUUGACAAUCAAGAGGAAUACGCAAUCUUCCUUUCAUGCGCCAAGAGUAGGUAUCUUGAUGUGAUCAGAGGCAUUUCCCGACCUUUGGAUAUGUUGUUGCUAGUCGUUUCUGCAGUGGAAAAUUUUUCUCAGCUAAACUACGAUGCCCUCAUUGGCGAGGGAAAACAGGGAAAUCGUGUUUGCUCAUUUUCAUCAAAAUACUACAUGAAUUUAGAGUCCAUCGUAAGUGUGAUGGAUGCCAUUUUGAUGUCAAUUGGGGACAUCAAUGGCUGUUUCAAGGAGCCCUCUGAGGGCGGCGUCAGGGCGUCUCUGGUUUCAAAAUUCCACUCUGUAUUGUCCAUUUUGCUUUCGUUCAAUCGGCCCGAUCCGCUGUGUCUGACAAAGGUUGUCGAGGCCAUUGUUUCUUGCUGCCUGUUCUUAAAAUGUAACCUGGAAAACAUCAUCACUGUAUAUAACUAUCUUGUUCCUUUGAUCUCGUUAACUGUUUCUGGCGAUCGGGAUUCAAUUAUCAAUCUCAAACGCCGGGCAGCAACGGGGCUGGUUAAGCUUGCCGUUGGAUUUUCGUCUCAACUGAUACGGUAUUUUGGCACGAUUUCGCGGCAAAUCCAGACUCUUCUUGCUUCAGAUAGCCCACUGGGAUUGUCUGAAAAGGCUUCGUUGAUCGAAUUCCUUCUUAUCAUCGUUCAGGAAGCCGGAACGGACAUCGAUAGAGAAAAGUGCUACGAAUUUGUCUUUUUGCCGAUCAUUCAAGAAUGGAGCAACAAUGCGGUUGUUGGGCAUCUUUUGGAAAAUUUCGAGGCGUUCGUGGAGUCAUGCGGCCUAACCACUUUUUUGUUGGAUGAGAUCGUCAAUAACCCGUCCUCUUUAAAGGGCAGAUUGGAGUAUUCGGAGAGUUCCAGGAAUUCUCUUUUAUACUUAUGCAACGUUUCUUUGGUGGUUCUAAAAAGGCUUUUGCCGUCUUCUUUGGUACCUUCUUCGUCUGCUUUGAUUCAUAUUGCUCCUCAAACGUUGCAAGCUUCGACAAUUCUUGUCGAACUUAUCAUUCCCAGAGUUCUGAAAGUCAUCGGCUAUUUGCAUUCCAUCUGGAAUGCAGAUGUUUGGAGAUCAAUACAUAUCGAAAAACGUUCCCGCUUAAAUGUUCUUCUCGACUUAUCAAAGGAGGAGAAGAGGGUGUUUCUUUCUGGCUCAAAAUACUCCCGAAGCGAAGAUGAAAUUAUGCCCCUGGAAGCACUUGAAACUUCCAUUCGUAUUUGGCUGAAUAAUAUCCGACAAUGCUCGUAUUCCAUCAUCGGCACGGCAUCCCAGUAUGGGGCGCUAUUUUAUCAGAAAAUACCGAUCUCCCUUUUCGUGUCCUCUUUAUUCCAAGACUUUUCGUCGAUGCAGCUGAGAUUUAUAAAGUACUUUCUUUUACUUGUGGCCGAGCCUUGCACCAUCAAUUGCCCAGAAAGCGAAUACAGGGCUUUUCUAGCGUCUUGGGUACCUCAAUUGGCCUCUUAUGUUGGGGAAUUUCUCUCCUCUCAAUGGGACGUUUAUGGGAAGCUUUCUUCGUCAUCCAUAGAGCUUUUGUUGGUAAGCGAUGUUGAAACAGACGAUGCCUCGAUAUCGGAAAAUUUGCUGUUUGAGCGGUUGCUUCGCCAAGCCAGUCAUUCGUUUUCCACUUAUUUGUUCAAUAUUUUUGUCCCCAUUUCGGAGCGCCAAUCUUUGGUUUCGAAAACGCAUUCCCUAGAAAAUGCAACGCCUUUGCUGCAAUUUAUUUUCCAAAACAAGGUAUCCUGUGUGAUAGAAUUACUUACCAUAGGAUAUUUAUUCUCCAAUGCUUCGAUCUCUGCUUUUGAUGAUGAGGUGGAAGGAUUCCGUCUCAUGUGA